Messenger RNA from Nothobranchius furzeri (turquoise killifish), 3338 nucleotides. RefSeq names its product sushi domain containing 2 (gene susd2). Lineage: Eukaryota; Metazoa; Chordata; Actinopteri; Cyprinodontiformes; Nothobranchiidae. The record is from RefSeq and is a predicted model, not a curated record.
AAGUCGCACACAAGUGAUCGAAGCUUGAAUCUCGCGAGAGCUUUUUCUCGUUAGUUGAUUUGGUUCAUAACUCCUAACUAACUUAACUCCAUGUGAUCGUCAGCAGGGCCGAGUUCAAAUCGUGGCUGUCUCCGUUUUUGUUUUGUUUGCAGCUUUGGCUGACCUUUGGUUACCUUUAUAUUGCUGUCAGACUCGGUUGAGGGUUGAUUUAAUCAGGUGGAGGCUUAUUUUGUUCUCUAAGAAGGAAACAUGAACGCAAACGUCCGGAAAUUACUUUUUCUCUUUGGAAUAUUAUUGUUUUCGCCUCAAACAUCAGGUCAAACAUGCAGGAAAAGGUGUGGACAGCUAUCAGAGGAAUGCUCCUGCCAUGCAUCAUGCUUGUCUCUGCUGACCUGCUGCACAGACCACAACCAGUUCUGCCUCCAUGUGUCCCCCCACUCCAGCUCAAUGUUGGGUGGCAGAGCUCUGAGGAUCCUGGGUUCAGUUCUUGCUGCUGACACACUCCUUCUCUGCAGGUUCAAAGGUGAAGUAGAAGUAGAAGGGUUUAUUGAUGAACAGGGCCAUGCUUUCUGCAUAUCCCCUCUGUUAUAUGAGACGGGUUGGAUACCGUUGGACGUUUCUACAGAUGGAAGUAAUUUUGACAGGUCAGGAAAGUACCUGUCAGUCCAUCCCAGUAGAUCUGCUCCUGAAGUCACCCUGAUGAACACAACCCAGUGGCAGAAUUAUGGCACCCCGAACACAGCAGGACAGCUUCGGAUGACGUGGAACCGCUCUUUACUCAAAGCAGAGGAGGUCAAUGUGGAGCUGUGGGGUUACAGAGAGGUCAGCGGGAGCGCAGCAGAUGGAGCGUCUGCUCUGCAGGCUGAGAUGAGCUUCCUGUACUCCCUCAGCAGGAACCAUCCCAACACAGGAGACUUCAGCUUCACUCCUCCUGAGCUCAAAAGGAACUUUUCCGAGUGGGAGCUGGGGAAUAUCCGCAUCACAGCCGGCUCUAAGUCAGAGGGAGAAAGGAACGUGCAGGGACUCUGGAGCAGCGCUCACAUCCUGGCCUGGCACCUGGAGCAGGCUUCUUCAGCCUGGGCGCGAGACAGGUGUCUGCAGUGGGACGCUCUGGAGUCGAAGCUCCCCAACUUCCUGGACAAGCUCAUGGACUGUCCCUGCACUCUGGCACAAGCUCGGGCUGAUUCAGGACGAUUCCACACGGAUUACACGUGUGACAUCGAGAGAGGAAGUGUGUGCACGUAUCACCCCAGGAGUGUCCACUGCGUUCGAUCGGUUCAGGCCAGUCCCAGUGAUGGAUCAGGGCAGCAGUGCUGCUAUGACAGCGUUGGAGAUCUUGUUCUGACGUGGGACUCGGUUGGUGGCAGCACCCCAGACAGGGCUCACGACUGGGGGGCGCCUCCGUACAGGACGCCCCCUCGUAUUCCUGGGUAUUCCCACUGGCUGUAUGACGUGACCAGUUUCUUUUACUGCUGCCUGUGGUCCGACCUCUGCCACCUCUACCUCAACCGUCGACCUUCGAGUGGAUGUCGUAAUUACCGUCCGCCCAGAGCAGCUGCUGUCCUUGGGAGUCUCCACUUUAGGACCUUUGAUGGCCUCCGGUACACUUUCAGCGGCAGAGGAGAGUACGACCUGGUGCGUUCUCCACACCGAGCGCUGAGUGUUCAGGUCAGAGCGGAGCGGGUGAAACUUGAGAACGGAACUUUGGUCCGAGCCACACGGCUGGCAUCAGUGGCCAUGAGGGAGAACUCUUCUGAUGUCAUCGAGGUGCGACUUCAAGGCGAGCAUCUUCAGGUGCUGAGGAACAAAAGCAUUUUACCUUUUUCUGAGCAAAGCUGGAUGGAUCUGCAAGGUGUGUUUGUGUUUGUGCCCAGUCCUCAGAACGUGACUGUGAUGUUCUCCUCCGGAGCUGCCGUGGAGCUUCGUCUGGAUGAAGGAACCAUGACGUCCACCGUCUUGCUUCCGGCAGAGUUCUCCAACAAGACCCGGGGUCUGCUCGGCCAGAUGAACUCAAAUCCAUCUGAUGACCUCGUGACCCCUGCUGGAAACGUCGCCUCCUCAGCCAACGCCACACUGGAGGAAAUCUUUACUAUUGCAUCUGAAUGGAACAUUUCAAAGGCGUCUUCCCUUUUUACUUAUGACUCUCGGUACCUUUUGGACUCAUACUUCCUUCCACCGAGCCACGACUCGGCUUUUGUUCCUGCCUUUUCUCUGCCCGAGAAACCCGAUGACCCUCUGGUGGCCGACAUGUUGUCCGUGUGUUUGGGAGAAGGGGCUCAGCUCUGUAAACAUGAUACUCUCAUCACUCGGAGCCUUGCGGGGGGAAACGCCACACUGAGGGCCCUCCGAAGUCAUCGAGCUUUAAUGGAAGCCCUGGAGCCAGUGGCGUCAUGUGGCUGGCUUCCUGCUCCCAGGAACGGGAAGAAGAAUGGGACACGUUACCUGCAGGGGAGCACCCUGAGCUUCACCUGCAACGGCGGCUACGUGCUGUACGGGUCAACAGAGCGCACCUGUGAGGAGAAAAGGGCCUGGAGCGGACUGCAGACUCACUGUGUCACAGAUGAUGAUACUGGUUUCAUUCUUGGCGCUGUUGCUUCCCUCUCCACGUUAGUGGCCAUGGGAAUAAUGAUUAAGCUGCAAAUGAAGAAACAGAACAGAGUGAGUAAGGAGGAACCACAUGAGACGGUGACCCAAGCACAGACUUGCUAAACCCUGGAUUAUGAAGCAUCGAUACCUGUCCACAUUUACCUGAACAACGCUGGGUACUGGGAGCAGCCUUUCGACUUCUUCUCCUGCAGCAAAACUUCCUUCAAUCCUUCAAAAUAAGAGUCCAAAACAUGCACAGGUACCUGAAAACAUCUGAAGCUGAUAAAGUGGUUUAUUGUUGUUCUCUGGUGAAACCCGUGCUGUAGCCUGAAGGAAUUCUGAGAAAUUAUUUACAAGCUGUGAUCGACUCCAGACGCCAUUUACAGUCUCGUGUGGUAAAGAGCGUCUUUUUAACGCAAACAUGUUGUGAUGUAUGGAGUCGUAAAACAUAUGGUUAUCAUGGGCUUUUGCUCCAGAGCUGGUUCAUAAUAAUAACCUUGUUUAGUUCCCAUUUAGAUUUGAUUCUGUAGCUUUUUUCUCAUCGUUUUCGCUUUAAUCUCUAAACUGUUGAUAAAAUGUCACCGGGCUGAUGCAGCUCUCACGGCUAAGUCUUAAACCUUUUUGCUUUUUAAGUCUCUUUCAUGCCUUCGUUCACUUGUGAAUCUGAUAAACUUUAUAAACAAUCGUAUCCACCGAGCUGUGUGACAGAUCUUGAUGGAAAUACCUGCAAAUAAAAGGUUUCUUGUCUCGUU